AGUCAAGCACUCAACUCAAACUCUUCAAUAAGAAUACCUUUUUAAGUCUUAAGAAAUGGCUUCUUCUUCUUCUUCAACCAAGUUUGUUCUGUCCCCAUAUCUUCUCUUAGCUUGCCUCUUCCUGUUCACAUUCUCAACCAACCUCGUCGUGGCUAAAGAAUCUGACAAAGUGAAGCUCAAUCUUUACUACGAAUCACUUUGCCCCUAUUGUCAGAAUUUCAUCGUCGAUGAUCUAAGUAAAAUCUUUGACUCCGAUCUCUACACGAUCACCGAUCUCAAGCUCGUUCCAUUCGGUAACGCUCAUGUCUCCAACAAUCUGACUAUUACUUGCCAGCAUGGUGAAGAGGAGUGCAUACUUAACGCUCUUGAAGCUUGUGCUAUAAGAACUUGGCCCGAUCCGAAACUGCACUACAAGUUCAUACAGUGCGUUGAAAAGAAUACUAAUGAGUGGGGAAGAUGUGUUCAAAGAUCUGGACGUGAGAAAGCCAUCAAAGAUUGUUACAAUGGUGAUAUCUCUAAGAAGCUCAUACUUGGUUACGCAAAAGAGACCUUAAGUUUGGAGCCGAAACAUGAAUACGUACCAUGGGUCACACUCAACGGCAAACCACUCUAUGACAACUACAAUAAUUUGGCCGAGCAAAUCUGCAAAGUGUACAAAGGAAAGGUUCUCCCAAAAAUCUGCAGCUCCUCUACCCUGUCCCUGUCUGAGAGGAAAGUGUCGAAGUUUCAAGUCUCCUAUGUCGAUGAAGCUAAAAAUUACUAAGUCUACUAAGAUGGAUCUCUAAAAGCUUAAUGUUAUAAGUGGAAUGAUAAAUAAAGACUUUUUAUUUUUCUUUAGUUUUA
Molecule: messenger RNA, 843 nt
Organism: Camelina sativa (false flax)
Lineage: Eukaryota; Viridiplantae; Streptophyta; Magnoliopsida; Brassicales; Brassicaceae
Product: gamma-interferon-responsive lysosomal thiol protein-like
Molecular function (GO): oxidoreductase activity, acting on a sulfur group of donors, disulfide as acceptor
Source: RefSeq, a predicted model, not a curated record